Molecule: messenger RNA, 1590 nt
Organism: Recurvomyces mirabilis
Lineage: Eukaryota; Fungi; Ascomycota; Dothideomycetes; Mycosphaerellales; Teratosphaeriaceae
Exons: 4
Coding region: 1-1590 (529 amino acids)
Source: RefSeq, a predicted model, not a curated record
AUGGAUCCGUUCUCAAUCACAGUCGGUAUCGUCGGGCUGGUGGAUGGCGGAUUGAGUUUAUCCAGGGAGUUGAAAGGCAAGAUUGCUGCUUUUCAGCAUGCUGAGCAAGAAGUUAUGGAGCUGGCGCACGAGAUUGAUUUGUGUACGACUUUGCUGGAUAUUCUUGGGCAGAGCUUUGAUCGUCCAGAGAACGCUUAUCCUAGAAAUGUUGUCAAGCAGACGAAAAGGUUGGUUGAAGAUAUGAACGAGAUCUUCAACCGCGUCAUGGCACUACUACAAAACUUCGAUGCUUCCGCCAGAGCCAACGCCAAGUACAUGAUCGAUGCCGGUGAGCUGAAGGAACAACACUCCAAGCUCAAAGGUCUGCAAUUGAGCUUUGUCUUCAUGCUCUCUGUCUGUCCUCCGACCCAUCCUACAGCUGCCUUGGAUACUGCGACUUCGAUAGGAUCGGCAGAGGCUGGAAGACUGGAAGGUACCUUUCAAGUCCCCAUUACUGGCACUUCUGCGAGUGGCGAGCCCGUGACCUAUACGGCGAUAUUGACAUUACAACCAUCUGGCGCUGGACGAGGGCCUACAUCACCUGCAAAGCGUCCACAAGAGACAUCGUCUUCCAGCCCAGAUUUUACAGAGCAACUAAGUCACCUACGACAAGAUCAACGGCUCAAGAAGAAACUGGCCAACCUCGCCAGCAAUCCAUUCUUCGCAAAGGACUCUUUCGGCGGCUUAUUCGGCACUCAUAAAUCCAGAACAUCAAGUCCAAGGAAGACCGAGGUGGUCGAAUACUCGUAUGUCGAACCUAUGAUCGAUGAGAAGACAGGUUUACCGGACGAAGCAGCCAACGGCGAGGCGACCACGUAUGCUUCUGUGCCUUUCUCGACAUACGAGGAUGCAGUCGAUGCGGAACCAGAACAGGAAAGGGAGUUUGCUGACCGCCUUGCUGAGGAAUCGAGUCGAGAUGCUGAGGAUAUAUUGGACUAUUUAUAUGACGAUACCGACGACACGAAAGCUACCGACAGUGGCCAGGAAAUGCAGACCACUUCAGUCAGAGAUCAUGCGGGAGUGGUACCCAUUAUACCAGACGUCAGCCCUCCUAGCACAACAGACGAAACACCAGACGAAGCACUCCCGCGCCCAUCAGCAGCGGAGGAGUUCGAAGAUCCAAUGCAGGAUGCGAUGCGACUACGACUCCAGCAGAGCAACUCUCCUGAUCCUUCAACGCCACCCGUUAGCUUCAGCCGCCCGAUAGCGAACCGCAAUAUGCCUCAGCAUCCGUCAGUACAACGUAUGCAAGACGCUCAGCAACUCGUCAAGACAACACCAUCUCGCUCAUCGAAUCGCACGAAUGGAUCGAGGACGUCUGUGUAUUCGAAUGUGACAUCGAGGCGGAGGACUUGUGAUGGAUGUGAUUGCAAGAUACCGUCGGAAAUGCACCGCUAUCGCUGCGGCGAGUGCUUCGAUUUCGAAUUCUGCGAACCGUGUUUUCUGGCCGCUGAGAGCACUGAAGCCUCGAUAUGGCAUCCUCAUCCCCAGAACUCUUUCACGCAAGUGGAGCAGCAAGCAGGACAACAGCAAGGAAGGCCGACGCGAUAG